This is a messenger RNA of Scheffersomyces amazonensis, 1437 nucleotides long. It is a transcript of the gene CHA1, whose product is annotated as Cha1p. The transcript has a single exon. The record is from RefSeq and is a predicted model, not a curated record. Gene Ontology annotation, biological process: L-threonine catabolic process; L-serine catabolic process. Gene Ontology annotation, molecular function: pyridoxal phosphate binding; threonine deaminase activity; L-serine ammonia-lyase activity. Bases 208 to 1332 code for a protein of 374 amino acids. NCBI's taxonomy places the organism in Eukaryota, Fungi, Ascomycota, Pichiomycetes, Serinales, Debaryomycetaceae.
GCCUUUUAUAAAUAGAGGGAUCUAUUAUUUAUAUAUAUAUACUGUUAGAAAUCCAAUGGAAGUAAGGUAAUUUCAUUUCAGUAAAUUAGUUAAUUUUAAUUUUAAUUAGUUUGACUUCAACAGUGUACUUAGUAUUAGUUUCAACAUCUGAUAAGAGCAUCACCCAGAUAGGAAAGGCUGAGAAAUAUUAGAGAAAGCACAAAAAAAAUGUCUAAUAAUUUGCAAUCACAAUCACAGGUGACAAUAUCAUCACAAGCAAUUGCUAAUAAGACAGUUAAUUAUAAUGAAGCUCCAUAUAUACACACUUCCUUAGUAGAUGUCACCGACAAAUUACCAGUAAGACCACCAUGUCGUAUCCUUUUUAAAAAUGAAUGGGAACAGCCAUCAGGGAGUUUUAAGCUAAGGGGUAUUGGAUAUUUAAUUCAACAAUCUAUUCUUCAAAUUCUUCAAAAACAAUCAUCAGUAGCUACAACUAAAAAAGAUAUACAAGUCUUCGCAUCAAGUGGUGGUAAUGCAGGCUUAGCAGCUGCAUAUACAGCCUUCUUCUACAAUUUAAAAUGCACAGUUGUCUUACCAACAACAUCUAAAAAGGUUGUUCAAGAUAAAUUACGAGGGUGGGGAGCCGAACUUGUAUUACAUGGUAGAAAUAUAAAUGAAGCUGAUAAGCAUUUGAAGACUAUGUUAGCACAAAUUCAACGAGAAGGUAAUAUUGAGCCUAUCUACUGUCAUCCAUUUGAUAAUCCAUUGAUUUGGGAGGGACAUUCCUCUUUGGUUGAUGAAUUGAUAUCCAAAGUAGAUGAUACUUCAAAGAUCAAAGGUAUCGUCUGCUCAUGCGGCGGUGGCGGUUUAUAUAAUGGAAUUCAUGAAGGGUUAAUGAGACUGGAUAGCAUAAUCAAUUCUAAAGUGUUGCUCCUUGAAACUCAACAAGCUCCAACUUUGUAUGAUAGUUUACAAGCUCAACAGGUCAUUACUUUACCAUCAAACAAAGUGAAUUCAUUGGCUACUUCUUUGGCAUGCAGUAAUACUACUAAUCAGACAUUGAUAAACUAUGCAUCUCACGAUAAGGUAGUGACAGAGUUGGAAUUAAUUGAUGACUUGGAUGCUAUUAAGAGUUGCGUAUCAUACUAUAAUCAAUUCAACACAGUAGUUGAGCCCGCAUGUGGUACUGCUCUCUCAGUUGUUUACAAUAAGAUAGAAUACUUGUAUAAGCAUUUUGGUGAACUCAGCAGGGAUGAUGUUGUCAUCAUUGUUGUUUGUGGUGGAUCAUGUUCAGUCGAAGCUGAUAUCAAUGUAUAUGAUAAGAUGGUCAAGAGGAGUGAAAUCAAGUUGUAAUUUAUAGUUUAUAUAAUUAAGGCAAGACUUCAGUUGUAUGAUAUGUUAGAGAUUUUUUAAUAAAUUGACUGAUUCUAAAAAAACACACUUAUUAUUUAUAUGAUG